Messenger RNA from Solanum dulcamara, 1720 nucleotides. RefSeq lists its product as uncharacterized. NCBI's taxonomy places the organism in Eukaryota, Viridiplantae, Streptophyta, Magnoliopsida, Solanales, Solanaceae. The transcript has 13 exons. Bases 222 to 1547 code for a protein of 441 amino acids. The record is from RefSeq and is a predicted model, not a curated record.
UCGCCUUCCUUUUUCUUCUUCAACUGCUCUGUAACAAUCUGAGAAACUUCAAUUUUCAGUCCCUAAAGUUUUCUUUAUGGAUACAUUGGUCCUUCAUUCAAACAAGUAUAAUAGUUUCUGUAUUUUUUCAACUCAAUUUCUGCCCUUUGAUUCUCAUCGUUUGACUUUUAGUCAACCCUGUUUUUGCUUCUAACCCUUUAUUACUCGGAGCUGUCGCCGCCAUGGGAAGAAAGAGUUCGCAACGAAAGAAUGCUGUAAUGUUGGAUAGUGAUGACACGGAUAGCGUCAGUUCAUCGUCAACUUCUCGAUCAGAGAUGAUUGUUUCAGGUGCAGAGGAGGUUCAAGUAGACAGGGAGACUUUGCUUGAUCAAUGUGUCGAUGCACUCUAUGAAAAAAGGGGAUCAACAAGAGAGAAGGCUCUUGCGUCUAUUAUAGAAGCCUUCAAUAGCGACAUACAGCACGAGUUUGUUGAAAAGAAGUUUGCCACUUUGUUGCAACAAUGUUUGAAUUCCAUUAAGCGGGGUUCUUCCAAGGAGAUAACUUUAGCAUCUCAUGUUCUUGGACUUCUGGCUUUAACUGCUGGCCCGGGGGACAAAGCACAUGAAAUGUUGGAAGAAUCAGUGUCUCCUAUUACAGACGCUCUUAAAUCUCGUUCUGAGGCAUCUAAGAUAUCUUCGCUACUGGAGUGCUUGGCCAUUGUCACUUUUGUUGGAGGCGAAGAGCCAGAGGAAACUGAAAAGUCAAUGCAAUUGAUGUGGCAAGUCAUUCAUCCAAAAAUUGGCCCUAAUGUGGCCACCGCUAAGCCUUCACCACCAAUGAUAACAGCAAUGGUAUCUGCUUGGUCUUUCCUCCUUACUACUGUUGGUGGAUUGGCACUAAACCCGAAAAGCUGGCAAGGGUCAAUUUCCUACUUUUCAACUCUGCUGGACAAGGAUGAUAGAGCUGUCCGCAUUGCAGCUGGUGAAGCACUUGCUUUAGUUUUUGAUGUCGGGAGUCUUGAAAAGUUCUCUGUUGAAGAUAAAGGAUCUAGUGACAGCUCCACAGAUGAAGCAAACAAAUCUAAGGAUAUUUUACAUAUCCAGGGAUUAAGGGCAAAGGUCCUGAAUCAGGUGAGAAGUCUUUCUGUAGAGGCAGGAGGCAAAGGAUCAGCCAAAAAGGACUUAAACAGUCAAAGAAAUACAUUUCGAGAUAUCUUGGAAUUUCUUGAGGAAGGGUAUACUCCAGAGAGCUCAAUGAAGAUUGGUGGAGACUCGCUUACCACAAGUACUUGGUGUCAACUGAUACAGUUAAACUUCCUAAAGCACUUUCUUGGAGGAGGUUUUGUGAAGCACAUGCAGGAAAAUGAGUUUCUUCAUGAUGUCUUUGGUUUCACACCGAAGAAAAAAUUGGUUUCUAGUGUUGAGCAUCGUAUAUCCGGAACUGAAAAGAGGUUGUACAAGUCACCAAACUCGGUCGCUAACAAAGCCAGGACUCAAUUUCGAAACAAGCAAAGGAUGUUAUCCCAGGAUAAGAAUGUGGGCUACUACACGGCUGGAAAUGAAGUCUAAGGAAGUAUUAGUUGCGCGGUUUACCAGCUAAAAUAUAUUAGGACAUUCGUUCCCAUGUCAUGAAUACUAUGUUGUGUAAGACGCACUAGAAACGAGUAUAGAUAUCAUAUUUGCAAAUCGAGUACUAAGCAGUGGACCCUAGAAUGCGUUUUUCUAACUAUCAAAGUUGCUCU